Messenger RNA from Nothoprocta perdicaria, 1337 nucleotides. RefSeq lists its product as uncharacterized. NCBI's taxonomy places the organism in Eukaryota, Metazoa, Chordata, Aves, Tinamiformes, Tinamidae. The record is from RefSeq and is a predicted model, not a curated record. Bases 211 to 858 code for a protein of 215 amino acids. The transcript is spliced from 8 exons.
CCUUUUUCAGAAAAGGCCAAGAAGAGCUGCUGUCAAAGAUAAAAAGGAAAGUUCCUCUGAUAACCUGAGAAGGAAGCUAGAUUAAAAURAGUUCUAUUCAUUCUUUUUUUCUCUUCUUCCACACUACUUUUCUUCAGUGUUCUCGACUUGUUUGUUACAAGUUUACCCCAUAUAGAAAAUGGUAAUAGCGACCCAGAGGAGGUCCACAAGAUGUUARCGAUUAUUCAUCAGAUGCAAGGAAAACAGGAUGUAAUAGAUUCUGCACUUGAAUCACUAAAAAGGCCCCUUAAGAUAGAUAGCCCAGGAGACUACAAUCAACAGUGUGAUCAAGAACUAGUUGAGGAGGGCCAGACCUCAGAAGAUCAGUGCAACAGGACGGGAAGCAGAAGCAAGUGCGGAGCUGCCAUGAGUGGCUUUGAAGGAGCUCAGCUAAGAGUUCAAGUAGACGCAUUGCAGAUGUGGGCAAGACUGGCUGACAACAGCUGCUCAAAGAACUUCUGUGUYGCUGGCCCAAGCCUGGACUCUCUCAAGAAAGAGGCGAGCGGAGCUGAUGCUGCUUCUGGCUUCUCCUGGACCAGCCAGCCGGACACCAAGCUGGAUCCCUCUGACACCUCAGCUAGUGUUGUGUCCAGGCUUGGAUCCUCUUCGUCACAGUGCUCGGAAAAAAUACAUUCAUCGGACACAGACUGGAUACUUGAAUAUUGCAGUAGAAGUUGUGAAGAUCAAGAACAUCUAGAAUCUGAACAAGCAACAGACUGCAGUGGAUUAGACACAGAAGCAGAAGACUAUAGUUCUGCCUGUUCCGAUUCAGGACAUCUUGAGAAGAAAAGUGAAUCACUCUGGAAUCCAGAAAACUGAGCAGCACUUCAGUCAGAAAUGUGACGACAGCAUGAGCCUAACUAAGAGAGUAUUGGCUUUGGAAGAAAAGUCUCUUCGGAAGCUCUCUGAAAUUUUAUCCACCUUGUCUGCUCUGGCCAGUUACGUCAUGAACACAGAGAAAUCUCAAAGGCUGUCCCAAGUUCAAGGGGAAUGAACUGACAGCUAAGCCUCUUAGGGACAAAUUAAGGCGAUCUUGACAUGUGCAGAGUUUGGACUCCUAGAAAGGAUCGGUCUUUUAGAUAUUUGAACUCAACACUUUUUUUUUUUUUUGGUAGCAGAUAUGUUUCAAACUUAAAUGAAGUGCUGUGUACAGCAUUUGUUACCAUAAACAUUCCAGGACGUUUUACCUGUAGUCCUCUGUGGUUGUUCCAGAGGCAGUAUACAGACUCAGUGACUGACUAGUCUUUUGCCUGCAUAGUGAUUGAUCUAGACAAAUCAAUAAAGACAGCUGGAUUGAA